AUGACGGACCAAGACCCCUCGGCCAUGUAUGGCCUCGAAGAUUCUAAUAGUCAAGGGACCUCUUCCGCCCUUGAUAACAACAGCAACACCAAUCUCGUCGAUAACGUCACACCCCAAACGAAUACCCAAUUUCCUACGCCAACGUAUCUCGUCCCCGAGCACUUGGGCAACAGGAAGCGCAAGUCGUCGGCCGACAUCGACGACGACGAUGACGACGACGACGGCACCCAGCCAGUCAAGAAGACGGCGCAUAACAUGAUCGAGAAGAGGUAUCGGACAAACCUCAACGACAAGAUCGCCGCCCUCCGCGACAGCGUGCCGAGUCUGCGCAUCAUGUCUAAGAGUGCGAGGGGCGAGGAUACCACCGAAGACCGCGAGGAACUACACGGACUAACUCCGGCCCAUAAAUUGAACAAGGCUACCGUCUUGAGCAAAGCCACCGAAUAUAUACGGCAUCUGGAGAAGAGGAAUAAUCGUCUCCUGGACGAGAACCACGCGAUGCAACAGCGCAUCGCUGCUUUCGAGAAGUUGUUCAUGGCUGGAUAUGAAGCGCAUACCCAGGCGCAAAUGGGCCAGCAGCCCUAUCCCGUACCGCAGCAACCAUACAAUCCCAACCCGGCCGCCGUCCGACAGCAACAGAUCCAGCAAAUGCAGCAGAUGCAGCAGGACAGAUGGCGAAGCUCUGCCCCUUAUCUCGGCAAACUCAUGGUUGGAUCCCUCGCGGGCCUGAUGUAG
Parascedosporium putredinis is the source of this 735-nucleotide messenger RNA. The record is from the annotation of a GenBank genome assembly. Lineage: Eukaryota; Fungi; Ascomycota; Sordariomycetes; Microascales; Microascaceae.